GACUCUUCUUUUCUCCUAGGAAAAGGGUGCGCCCUGCACUGUUACACGCAUUGCACGCUAACUUGCUUGAGCACUUUUUAUUUGGGCCAUCUAAAGCCUGGCACAGAAUGAGAUUCCCUGAAGUCAAUGAGGGGAGGAAAUGUUCAGCCUGAAAUUUCCCUAUUUAUAUCAGCUGAUGGGUUCUCAUUUUGGUUUAUAGUAGUUCUGUAUUUGGUCCAGAAACUGAACUUCAUGGUGGGACAUUUGGCAAUCAUUGCCCUUCUGAGCGAGACCUUUCUCUCCUGCUAUUGUGAAGUUCCCAGUCUGAAACCACCCAGCAUAUGGAGAAGAAAAUCUGUUUCUUGCUCUCUCCUGAUACAUUAUGGAUCAGGCAUUGCCGUAAGACAGGCUAGCUACUGUUUGCCUUCCUACUGCAAAUAAAUACUGAGUCCACAGAGAAGAACAAUAGGAAUAAAAAUGAAAAAAGGGUAGUGGCACAAAGGCUAAGCAUAGAUGUUUAUUUAGGCAAACCUGCAGGGUUAAAUUACUCUUCUCAGAGUCCCAGCGGUAUAAUACUAUGCUGUGACUAGUUGCAGCAUCAUUUUCUUCUUUCUUUGGAAGAAUAAUGCAUGGCACGAGAGGACAUGCAAGUGUUCCUGCAUACAGAGGGAGACUCCUCCAGAGCUAACUGCUCAUAUGACAUGCACAAGAAUUUAUGUGAGAAGACAUUUUGGUGCAAGGAGCUGUCAGAAAAGUCUUGUCCAGUCUUAGCCUUGAGUUCCCCUUUAAAAGAAAGGAUCAACCUUAACCAUGCACCGCAUCACUCAGUUGACCUGAUAGACUUUGGACGUAGUAGGUUUUCUGUGAUCAUGACAGCACACCGAAGGUAGAACUCUGGCACGUAUCCGUGUAGGGUGUGGGGUGAUCUGAAGAAUAUUGUGCUGCAAAGGAUACAGGUGAUGGUUUCAUUUGAGGGCGAGCUAUGAGAUCAACAGUGCACCAGGUGGGAGACAGCCAAAAUAAAUCAAGAAUGACGUGUCAUUUCCAUUUUUGUUUCACAGCAAAAGAUGGUAGCUAGAGAUAGAGAUCCCACUAGAGGUUAUCAAAGACAGAGUAAAACUCUUGUUAUAUAGUUCAACAUAGAACCACAAUAUGUAUCUAGAGCUAGAAGUGGCCAGGAAGUUAUUUUUGCCAUAUGAAAUAAAAAAGUUUCAAAGGAAAAAAAAAAUUGUAUGGAUUACCAUAAAAAAUUAACACAAUUUUGUAUGAUUGUAUCAAUUAAAAAAAAAUGGUUUUGGGACAGAAAUAUUCAAAGUCAGCUGAUGAAAUCCAAAAAACAAAACUUGCUUUUGCACAAAAUUUUCCAUUUUGUUAAAAGUGUUUUACAGUCACAGAAACCUUUCACAGAGCAAAGCUUUGAUAAUUCAUGUAGAAGACCGGCGAGACAGUGCAACAUCAUCUUAAACUUGAACGUAUGUACGAGGCAUAAGAAAUAUGCUGAGGUAGCUUCAUGUCCCAGCACCUGGGGAAUUUGACAGCAAUAACAACCCUGGAACCUGAGACAGCCCACGUUUGGGAAGGGCAGCAGGAAUCCAAAUUUCCCAUUUGGCACCCCAGCUUCAUCUCUAGUGACCACUCUCAUCAGACUGGGGCUGCUUAUUUCCUUGUCUUCUGCAAGUUCUCUUUGUGCUGAUGUUAGCUUUGCUCCUUCGUUGGGUGAGAUGUACCCCACCAUGGGGACUGGUUUUUCCUGUCUUCUCCCUCUAAUGAGUCACCACUCCGUUUUCUUCAGAGUUUGUAAGGCUAUUUGCAAAAAAAGGGAACAACUUGUCCCUCCAUUGCUCCUAUUCUGUGAUAGCCAACAUCAGGAAAUUUCCAACAUUUUAUUUGGUGCAAAAUGGUGUCCUGAAUUAGAUGUCAACCUAUUAUCAGAGGUAACUCUGAUCAAAGUAUCAUUAAAGUAGGAAGGACUGAAAUGAUGAAUGACUUCUCGUGGAAAAUGAUUAGUGUGUGGCUGAAAAAGCUCCAACUUAAUGACUCAGGAGAAUAUAAUCUUGAGAGCCAUAUCCAGGGGAGAAACAAACUACUGAAUAGGAUCAUGCUGGAAGUUUUGGGGGAAAAUUGGAAAUGGGAUGCAGAUUUACACACCAUUUCACUUCCCACUGAGAAGGGGGACGUUGCCAACCCCACAGAUGACAGCAAUAAGGAUCAGAGGACUCUCUAUGGUCUCAUAGUGCUGAGCUCCUUCCUGCCUACAACUGCUCUGAUUGCUACUGUUAUACUCCUUGUCACCAUUUACAUCAGAAGGAAAAGGGCAGCAGGAAAAGGGACGGACUUUGGCGGACAUCCUUCUUUCAGACAAGCAGCACUGCAGAGCCACAGAAGAAACAAAGCAAGCAGAAUGCUAGAAGGGGAACUGAAUGAUGCUACAAUAUACGCUGUCAUAAGGCACCAACCUCAGCCAAAGCCUGAAGACGUUAUAUAUGUCAACAUGCAGCCUUCACCACAAGUUUUCUUCCACGUUCAAGAACCACCAGGCAAUUCAGUCUCCCCAGGGCCUGUGGAAUAUGCUACUGUUAUCUUCAGAGCCACAACUCCACAUUCUGGAACUGAAAAAAACAGGCCCACCUAAACAACGCAGUAUGAAGCCUCGGGCUUAUUCAUAGAAUUUUGCUGAACUGCACUUAGAAACAAUUCAUUUGUAACCAAUUACUGAAGUUGGAUGCAUAGGGGGUGUGAGGCAGGAAGCAACUGAAAGGAUGAGGCGCACGGAUGCACAAACCUUCCCUGAAAAAAAUAACUGCGCUUUUCCAAUAGUACAGCAGCACAAUUUAGCUAUUGGUAAGCAAAUCUAGUAGAAAGCUAUGGUACAUUUGCUUUUUCCAAAUUGCUCUAUUUUUAAACGACAGGCAACUAUAAACCCAAAUGCAGGAAACUAGUUCUCUCUGGUAGCAACUGAUACAGUGCAAGUCAACAAAGGGCUGUGAGAUAUGGGAACAUGAUGCUUCCUUUCAGACUUUCUUCAACAGCUCGCUUAAAUACUCAUAUAUAAAAUGUUAAUUAUUGCCCACUCUGAUAAGAUCCAAAUCAGCAACGUGGUAAAGAAUCUGCUUUAAACAUAUGAGUUGCUUCAUGGACUUCAGAGAGACAAGUAAUGCACUUGGCAUGUUUUAGUAAACAAGGGUCUUGUUGAAAAAUAUUUGUCUACCUUAUAGUAUAAACCAUCUUCAGCUUGAACACAUGGGUAUAGAAUUUACACCCAAAGUUAUUUAUUUAUACAAAAAAAUAACUUUGUCUUUCACUGCCUUUGGUGCUUGUUGUUUCUUAAUGCCACACAAUACAGUACAAAUCUAACAUGACUUUAUUUGAAAUUACACACAUUUUGAUCAAACAACUGAAUCCUGUUAUCAUGGUGAUAUGCACAAACACCCCAUUAUGGAUCAUGGAUAAAUCCCAGAGUUCAUCUGACUGAGAUUUUUGUCUUAAUUCCGUGAGUUAGAGCCCAAGGAUGCCUAAUCUGAUAUAAAAAUGGGUUUAGCUUUUUGGUAUUAAGAUUGCAAGAAGACUCCCCAACCUAGGAGCUGGGUGGCAUGGGAGGAAAGGAAUGCGAAAAGGCGGAGAAUACACCCAUCAACCUUAUAAACUCCCUCCGCCUGUGAGUGCUUUUACAAUUCUGAAGCAUGGGGAAUAGAGACAGAUGGGAGAGAAGAAGGAAAUUCUGUUGUCUGCUCUGAUGUGGCUACAUAAUAGCAGACUUUUUGCCAUUAUAUCUGAGAUUAUUUUGUCCCUCUAUCACAAAUUAUUUAAAAACAAAGCUAGAAAACCCCCAUAAUAAUAGCUAAAGAAAUCAAUUUCUGUCUUCCCAAACAGGUUUGCAUGACUGUAUUAUUCACUUCCUGUCCCAGCUUCCCACUUCUGUUCUUGCAUACUGUUAUUUCCUUUUUUUCUCUCUUUUUUUUUUUCUUUUUUUCUUUUUUUUUUUCUCUCAUUAUUACUGCAUUGACCACGUCUGGAAAGAAUUAGUGACUGACACCCUUGUGCUUUGGGUCAUUUUUGAGAUGUCAAAGGCAUUGGUGUGGAGACCAUACACAACCAGAAAGGUUAACAUAAGCCUCAAUAUACAAAUGCAACACCUUAUUUAGCCUGUUUGACUCUUUGAAAACACCUAUUUGCAUGCAUAAAUUCCUCAUCUGGGUGGAACGGCAUACACAGUGAAAGGUCUGGGGGCCUCAGAUCCUAAAGUAAUAGAAGUUAAAUAACUAGCUUGAUAGAGACACUGGGAUACACUUCUGUCUGCCUACAAAGCUAAAGAUAAUCUGCUAUCAUAUGAUGAAUUUGAGAGUGUUUCCAGGGAUGUUUCUAUGGAUGGCAUCAGUCCUCUGUCGUAAAAAUGUAACUGCCUGAUUUAAAAUAAAAGACACAAUAAACAUUCUCAAA
Messenger RNA from Falco peregrinus (peregrine falcon), 4416 nucleotides. RefSeq lists its product as uncharacterized. The transcript is spliced from 5 exons. NCBI's taxonomy places the organism in Eukaryota, Metazoa, Chordata, Aves, Falconiformes, Falconidae. Bases 1955 to 2611 code for a protein of 218 amino acids. The record is from RefSeq and is a predicted model, not a curated record.